UAUUUGGAUAAAUUUCAGCUUGCUAUUAUGGAAAAUGAAACGGGGAGAAUCAUACCAACACCAAAGACAAAUAAAACAGUUGUUUUGAGUGGUCAUACCAAAUGGCUUCUGAUUGCUGCAAUCUUGCUUUUGAUCGGAAAUAUCGUGAGCAUCGUGGCCUUCGCCACACCCAGUUGGAUUAUUUUCCUUCCUACUGUAACGACACCAACACCAUUAUCUAAUGAGACAGUUGAUUUAGCACAAGGGAUACCUCUUAGAACUCCCGCUGGGGAGUUGUCUGUGUCAACGUCGGGGAAUGCGUCGGUUAGGGUCGGCAGUGUGGCCUAUGGGCUAUGGAGGGCCUGCGCUGCCUUGAAGACGGAUGAAAUGUUUGCUGCUGAAGCAUGUCUAGAGUUUGUUACCGUAGACCCGUUGCCGUUACCCGAUUGGUAUAUAGCAGUUCAAGUUCUUGCAGCAUGCGGACUUGUGUUUUUGAUCCUGGGACUAUUGUUAAUCGUAUUCCUUGUCCUCGACAGAGACAUCUCAAAGAAAUCCUUAAAAGUUGUCCUUGCUUGUAUUGUUAUAGGAGGUAUGCUGUUCUUCAUCAGUUUCAUCGUCACGUGUGCAAGGUUUUCCCAACUGGACGAAGUUAUAUUCGGUAUCAAAAACGUUGAACCCAGUCCGUCUUACUCAUUUGGGCUUGUUGUCAUAGCAACCAUAGCGUCGUUAGGGUCCGCUGUCAUGGUUAAACUAGAGAUUGAGGAGAGAAACAAACCAGAGCCUCUCUGUACAACAUACCGCUAUAAUGACAUAUUUGUCAGUCGGAUGUAGUUGGAAACUGAUAAAACGAGGAGAAGUGGAACAUCGAUCUUUUAUUUAGCUCUGAUAUCAGUCGUAUCAUAUUGUUUAUUUGUUUAUUUCACACUGUAUUAAAAAUACAUUUUAAAAACAUAGGCAAUACAUAGAGAUGGACAUUUACUAAAGUGAUGAGAUUUUAAGAAUUCUAGCUGCAAAAACCUACGCCGUUAACAGUGGCGGAUCCGCGCCCCCCUUUAGUGGGCCCAGGAUUUUUUAGUUUUUGGGCUCGAGAAUUUUGUAGGGCCUCGAAAAAUGAGCCUUCUUGGGCAUAAGUUGGCCUUUUUAGUCAAUUUAUCAAAACUGGGCCUUAAUUUUUCAAAGUUUUGAAUUUUUUUCAAGACUCA
Molecule: messenger RNA, 1181 nt
Organism: Owenia fusiformis
Lineage: Eukaryota; Metazoa; Annelida; Polychaeta; Sabellida; Oweniidae
Source: the annotation of a GenBank genome assembly